AGGGUAAACACUUAAUUAUGCGACGACACAGCAUUCUUCAACAAGUUGCUGCCAUCAUGCCUCGUGAAAUCAAGGAAAUUAAAGACUUUCUCCUCACUGCAAGACGCAAAGAUGCUAAAUCUGUUAAAAUCAUGAAAAAGAAGGAUGAAUCUGUCAAGUUUAAAGUACGAUGCAGCCGAUACUUGUAUACAUUAACUGUUCAAGAUAAAGAAAAAGCUGAGAAGCUAAAACAGUCCUUGCCACCAGGUCUGCAAGUAAAAGACAUCAAGUCAUAGAAUACGGAAUACAUUAAAAUAAAAAUUGA
Molecule: messenger RNA, 304 nt
Organism: Hydractinia symbiolongicarpus
Lineage: Eukaryota; Metazoa; Cnidaria; Hydrozoa; Anthoathecata; Hydractiniidae
Product: 60S ribosomal protein L38-like
Exons: 5
Coding region: 18-275 (85 amino acids)
Biological process (GO): translation; protein-RNA complex assembly
Cellular component (GO): cytosolic large ribosomal subunit; ribosome
Molecular function (GO): structural constituent of ribosome
Source: RefSeq, a predicted model, not a curated record